Molecule: messenger RNA, 999 nt
Organism: Neofelis nebulosa (Clouded leopard)
Lineage: Eukaryota; Metazoa; Chordata; Mammalia; Carnivora; Felidae
Product: olfactory receptor 52N2-like
Exons: 1
Coding region: 15-977 (320 amino acids)
Biological process (GO): G protein-coupled receptor signaling pathway
Cellular component (GO): membrane
Molecular function (GO): olfactory receptor activity; G protein-coupled receptor activity
Source: RefSeq, a predicted model, not a curated record
UCUUCUCCACAGUCAUGUGCGGGGAAAACAGCUCCAGCCUGACCCCGGGAUUCUUUAUCUUGAAUGGGAUUCCUGGGCUGGAAGCUGCACACACCUGGAUCUCCCUGCCAUUCUGCUUCAUGUACGUCAUCGCUGUCGUGGGGAACUGCGGGCUCAUCUACCUAAUCAGCCACGAGGAUGCCCUGCACCGGCCCAUGUACUACUUCCUGGCCCUGCUCUCCUUCACAGAUGUCACCCUGUGCACCACCACUGUACCCAAUAUGCUGUGCAUAUUCUGGUUCAACCUCAAGGAGAUUGACUUUGAUGCCUGCCUGGCUCAGAUGUUUUUCGUCCACAUGCUGACUGGGAUGGAGUCUGGGGUGCUCAUGCUCAUGGCCCUGGACCGCUAUGUGGCCAUCUGCUACCCCUUACGUUAUUCCAUCAUCCUCACCAACCCUGUCAUCGCCAAGACCGGUCUUGCCACCUUUGUGAGGGGUGUGCUGCUCAUUAUCCCAUUCACUUUCCUCACCAAGCGUCUGCCCUAUUGCCGGGGCAACUUCAUUCCCCAUACCUACUGUGAUCAUAUGUCUGUGGCCAAGGUGUCCUGUGGCAAUUUCAAGGUCAAUGCUGUCUAUGGUCUCUUGGCAGCCCUCCUAAUUGGGGGCUUUGAUAUGUUCUGUAUUUCUGUGUCUUACACUAUGAUCUUGCGGGCAGUGGUGAGUCUGUCAUCUGCAGAUGCCCGGAAGAAAGCCUUUGGUACCUGUACAUCCCACAUAUGUGCCAUUGUGAUCACAUAUGUUCCAGCCCUGUUCACCAUUUUUACUCAUCGUUUUGGGGGACAAAACAUUCCCCACCACGUUCAUAUCCUUAUUGCUAAUCUUUAUUUGAUGUUGCCUCCUACUCUGAACCCCAUUGUUUAUGGAGCCAAGACCAAGCAGAUCCAGGAAGGAGUGAUCAAGUUAUUUUUUAAAGAGAAAGCUAUCUUAGUUAUGAAAUAGAUUCAUGAGCUAAUAUGUGAAA